CAAUGGCUUCAUCUACAAAUAACCAAUUGAUAUUAGUGCUAUUCUCAUUCUUACUUAUCCUCAAAACAUCAUCAUCUUUCGGAAACCACUCGUCCACCGAUGGGAUUUUACCAUUCGCACCUAAACAUGUCGUAGUUGUUAACAAAUUGACCUCACAAGCAAAGUUGAUCGCGCAUUGCACAAAUAAAAAAAAAGAUCUGGGGGUAAAAGAGCUAUUACCUGGAUCUAGCUUUGAUUUUAGGUUUCGUGUCAAUCUCCGUAAAACGACGAGAUACAUUUGCACUUUCGAGUGGCCCGGAAAUAAGGUAACAUUUGAUAUUUUCAGGGUAGAUAGAGAUGAUACUCCAAAAAGUGAAUUUGGAGUUUGUAGAGAAUGUAUUUGGUACAUUUAUGAACCAGCCCCUUGUCGUCUUGACCGCGAUGCAGGCAUUCCUUAUUGCUUUGAUUGGAAUUCUUAGGCCAUUCGUAUUAAGGAUUCUCAAGAAGAAUCUUUUAUUAGAAAUAAUAAUAUUUUAAUAAAAAGGUU
Messenger RNA from Brassica oleracea var. oleracea, 526 nucleotides. RefSeq lists its product as uncharacterized. Bases 3 to 458 code for a protein of 151 amino acids. The transcript has a single exon. NCBI's taxonomy places the organism in Eukaryota, Viridiplantae, Streptophyta, Magnoliopsida, Brassicales, Brassicaceae. The record is from RefSeq and is a predicted model, not a curated record.